GAGUUGCCGUCGACCGUCGCACCGGUGCAACUGUUUGCUCUCCUAUCUGCCAACUAUGACCAAAUUGACUAACCGCGACCUCAUCAUCCAGUGAUCCGUAAUAACCCGACCCAUUGCGAUUAUUGACUGUUUCGCGUGUGUAGUGCUAACGAAAACUAGUAACCCAUGAUUAUGGAGAUGACGAACGAAUCGGGGGUGGGACGAUGGUACGAGUCCCCCAGGACCGGAACCAGCGCUAGUCCUGGUGGUCAAGGAAUCGACGGUGGUUCGGACAUCAAUUCUACCGUCGCCGAGCACAUGGGCACGUUUUUCUUGGAUCCUUCGGGGUCUCAGAGGGCGAGGUACUACCAUCAGACCAUGCAUUCGCCUUACGGGGCGCACGCCUCGCGGAUGUCAAGCCAGGUCUGCAGGCCGCACUUCCACGCCCCCCUCCAUCCCUGGCUUUCCGACGGCGCCAAACCCCUGGCCCACUCUGGCCCUUGGGUUCCCUUCGGCCCCGGCGACCCCGACAAGUCGCAGUCGCCCAGCUCGGCGCCCGCGCAGGCGCACAACAUCUUCUCCUUCCCGCCCACGCCGCCCAAGGACAGCACGCCCGACUCCGUGGCGCCCUCUGCCGAGUACCAGAGCGCGGUGGCGGCCGCGAUGGGCGCCUUCAUGCACGAGAACCCGCAGAGCUGCGCGCUCGACGUGAAGCCGAGCGGAGUGGGCUCUGGCUCGGGCAACAUCGGCUCCGGCUCGGGCAAGCAGCGCGAAGGUAGUGAAUAUGAGGGCGGCACGUCGGGCAUGUUCAAUGGUAACUUUGACGGCACGUACGGGUCUGCGUAUGCCCACGGUAUUCACGGGGCGUACUCGCCCCAGAACAAGCAGCAUCUAGGUGGCGCUGGCGGGCAGGGCGGCCAGUCGCCCAAUAAGCCGAGAAACAAGUCGAGAACCAGCGCCGAAGGCCGAGAGUGCGUCAAUUGCGGGGCGACUAGCACGCCUUUAUGGAGACGAGAUGGCACAGGACAUUAUCUUUGCAACGCCUGCGGACUGUACUAUAAGAUGAACGGGCAGAACAGGCCGCUCAUCAAACCAAAAAGAAGACUGAGUUUACAAAGUGCAGCUCGUCGAGCGGGUACAAGUUGUGCCAACUGCAAGACUACCACGACUACCCUCUGGAGGCGCAACCAAAACGGCGAGCCUGUUUGCAAUGCUUGCGGUCUCUACUAUAAACUACACAAUGUCAACAGGCCUCUGACGAUGAAAAAAGAAGGCAUCCAAACAAGAAACAGAAAACUCUCCUCCAAGAGCAAAAAGAAGAAGAGUGGCUCGUGCCUCUCGCUGGGCGGCAUGAUGGGCGACAUGAUGAAGCCGCUGGACGGCUCCAAGGGCGGUUUCGGCGCGGGUGGCUUCGGCGCGGGCAUGGGUGGGGGCCACCCGCACCUAAACGCCGCCCUGCACCCGCACCACGCGAUGAGCCACUGGUACCAGCACCAGCACCCGCAGGGGUUCGUGUCGGGACCGCCGCCGCCUGCGCCGCCUCCCACUGCGUCGUACCAUCAUCAUAUGAGUUCGUUGAGCGCGGCCGGGUUGGGCCUGACGUCCAAUGGGAUGACUGGUUGGAGGUCAGAGUACACGUGAUAAGCAGAUUUAGUAGCCUUUCAAGGAAUUUAUUUAUGAAAAUCACUGUGGAUAUAGCUCUAAGGUUUAAUACUUAUACGUGAUCUAUGAGGACUCGUCAAAAUGUUCGUAUUAAUUGUAAAUUUUGUAAAGGACACUGAUGUCAGAAACCUGACAGGUUUGUCUGUGUAAAUCGAGGUGUAAAUCAAGUACAAAAAAGGACCGUUUGUAAUGUAUUGUAUAUAGUUGUUAGUUCGUUUAUUAUAAUUUUUAUCAACUGUAGGUGACGAUGUGUAAAUAUACUUAGUUGAAAAUUUUAAAGACAAUGUGCAAUCAUCACGAUUAUAGAUAUUUAUAUGGGAUAUUUGUGUGAAUGAAUCAAAUUGGGUAUUUCCGAAAAAUAUUUCAGAAUGUUUUUCAUUUCUGUCUACAAAUUAAUUGGAAGUCGAGAAUAUAAGCAGACAAAUUAGCAUAUUUUCAAUGAUUUGAUACAAUUCUGAAAUAUUCCUCAGAUGCGGCAUAUAUAGACUGCAGAUAAUGUAAAUACAUAAUUUUGUGAAUUGUGAAAACGCCGACCAAUUUUCAAUUGAAAAUUUCAAAUUAUGUGCAUCAUGAUAUAUUUAUUAAUUGUCUUCAGACCCUAGAUAAGUAUAAAAUACGUGCACAGUAUUCGAUUUACAUUUUCACAACAUUAUCGAUUUGAUUGAUAUCAAAUGUGCAUUUAUUACAAUUGAAAGUAUGAAUCAGCUCGAAGUUAUUCCACAUACUGAAUCGAAUACUGAGCACUGUGACCGCCAUGUUUAUAUUUUACAGUAUUUUUGUUGAAUUGAUCCUAUUUAUUGUUUAUUGUUCAAAACAGUGUAUUGAGAAAUCGUUCUAACCGAUUUGUACACGAAAUGCAAUUCAACAUAGAAUAAUUAUAAAACCUUCAAAAUGUAAAUAUAAAAAUCGAUGUAUGUAUAUGCUCUUUGUGUGAUAUAUAAAAAUAUUUAAACUU
Phaedon cochleariae (mustard beetle) is the source of this 2596-nucleotide messenger RNA. Lineage: Eukaryota; Metazoa; Arthropoda; Insecta; Coleoptera; Chrysomelidae. The record is from the annotation of a GenBank genome assembly.